CGCAACUGGACGUCUUCUCUGCACUUCAUCGACGGCCCAACCUGUGCGAAUCCCAUCCUCGGGCACUCGAAAUUGAUCUCGGAUGUUCCCAGUAUCACCAACAAGUGGCGGGACGAAUUUGAUGAAGGUGGAAGCCGAAAAAACUAUAUCUUGUUUACUAGCUAGUUGUAACGGUCAGAGUACACACAAUACGGCAUACAUACAGUAGGCGCGUGAUCAAUCUGAUUUGAUAUCAGCAACAGUGUCCAUGUCGCCUUCCUCAACACUCCCCCUCGACAGGACACGUCGGUCCUCGCAGCCCCAGCCAAUCGCACAUAUCGACCAUCUUCUCACGCGCUAACGCUUUUGUCAUGACGUCAGCGAUCAUCUCGUUGGUCGGGCAGUAGUCCAGCCGGAUCUCGCCAUCGGCGACCACGUCGCGAAGCCAGUAAAAACGCAAGUCAAGAUGUUUGACGCGUCCGUGGUGGUCAGGGUUUUUCGCAACGGAGAGAGCGGACUGGUUGUCCAUGCGCAUAGUUGACGCGCCGCUUCGUGAGUAACCAAGCUCUUCGAGGAGAUUACGAAGCCAUAGGAUCUCCUGCCCUGCGGAUGUUGCGGCAACGUACUCAGCUUCGGUCGUUGAUAACGUCACAAAGGGCUGGAGUCGGCUCGACCAGCUGACUGCCCCGCCGCCCACCAUGACCACGAAUCCUGACGUCGAUCGCUUGUUGUCAGGAUUGCCUCCGUGGUCGGCGUCGCUGUACGUCGUGAAGAGCUCCCCCUGGCUCGGCGACUUGCCACUGAAGAGCCACCCAGUGUGCCCAUCCUGGGUUUUUCGAGAAGCGGGCAAGAACACCGACUGCGUACGCGAUGUCGGGUCGAGUAGCUAUGGCGAGAUACGCGACGGCACCGAGAAUGUGGAGAUAUGGGACAUCCUUCAUGCGGACAAUGUCAGAUGCGGACGAGGGAGAUUGAGCGGAGCUGAGGGAGACUUUCGGGUCCAUGGGCGUUGCGAUGGGUUUACAAUCGGACAUGUCAGCGCGGUCAAGUACGUCAAGAAUAUACUGCCGCUGGGACAUUGUCAGCAUGUGUGACGCACGGUCUCGUUGAAUCUCAACACCCAGUAACCAUUUUGUCUCGCCCAGAUCACGAAGCUUGAAGUGCUUCUCAAGCUGCCCAAUGAAAGUGCGUGCUUCUUGCUGAGAUGUGGCUGCAAUGGUCAUGUCAUCAAUGAAGACGGGCACAAUGACUUUCGUCGGCGACAUGUCCGUCUGAUAAAUCCAGACACUGUGCUCGCAACGCACUCGUUUAUAGCCCAUCCCGGAG
Mycena citricolor is the source of this 1305-nucleotide messenger RNA. The record is from the annotation of a GenBank genome assembly. Lineage: Eukaryota; Fungi; Basidiomycota; Agaricomycetes; Agaricales; Mycenaceae.